UGGUUUUCAUCGAUCCACCAUCACUGAAACGCGACAUUUCUUUACCAUUACUUUUCUAUCACCAGACAGCUGCAUCUGUCCCGUUUUGUGUUCCACCAUAGAUCAUUGUUUCCUGGCAGGCAUAUACGAUCCACUUACCGGCAUGAUGUCCCUAUCCGACAUGUCGUUCAUCGAAGAGCAAAGAUCAGCUCCUAUCGACCAACUUUUUGUCAAAAUUCUCAUUUACAUAUUUCAUCUGUGUAUUCUCGACUGCAGUUCUUGCUUCAAGCGUUCUGGUGUUAAUGACUACCUGAGGGGCCCAUGGAAGCUUGGGCAAAUAUGCUCGCCAUGGGGGCAAAUUGUCAACAACACACCGACUUUGUGGACACAGAUAUCACUUGCCGAUCGUGGAGUCGUGAAGGAUCCCGUGUCUAGGUUCAAGGUUUCCUCUCGAGGUGAAGAGGACGGUCUAUCAGCUCACUAUUGUUCAGUCGUAGCGGUGGGAGCACUUAACCAUCACCCCUGAUCGCGGAGUUAUUCAUUUUUUACCCGACAUUCCUGGCUGUCAGCCUAACAAACUGUCUCAUCUGACAGUCUAUUGUCAUGAAUUAUCGACACCUCAAUAUAUCGAUGCAUUCCAGGACACCCCCGCU
This is a messenger RNA of Guyanagaster necrorhizus, 632 nucleotides long. RefSeq lists its product as uncharacterized. The record is from RefSeq and is a predicted model, not a curated record. The transcript is spliced from 3 exons. Bases 143 to 505 code for a protein of 120 amino acids. NCBI's taxonomy places the organism in Eukaryota, Fungi, Basidiomycota, Agaricomycetes, Agaricales, Physalacriaceae.